AGAUUUUUGUAAAUGCAUGAAAUAAUUAUCUAAAUUCAAGCAACCGUAAGAAGUUAGAUAAUAACUGAGUCUCUAGUUUGGAGAGAACAUUUUCAGGAUUGUGAGAUGUUGGUGACGCUGUAGCUCCAAAUGCAAGAUGGUGUCAAUGGCGGUUCUGUUUUUAUGGGAGUGGUGUUGUAAUUCUUCCAGUUUCCAAUGUAAAGGUUAUUAUUUUCCCCGUGGCAGCAUGUUGAUAUAUUUCUCAUUAUUCUCAUUAGUAGUUAAAUAAAUCUGUUUGCUGUAAUUGUUUCAGCAUUGUUAUAUUGUGUCUUAAAAACAGUGUACAUUAUGUCGCUACUAGAAUCGAGAGUAGUGUGAUGACAAUGGAUGCUGACAUCAAGUCCCCUGGUGUGGAUGUUCCUGGGGUGAAGGGCGAUCCCAAGAUUUGUGGUGUGUGUGGUGAUCGAGCUCUGGGAUAUAAUUUUAAUGCAGUCACUUGCGAAUCCUGUAAAGCCUUCUUUAGAAGAAAUGCUCUCAAGAAAAAAGAAUUCCGAUGUCCCUUCACUGAGACCUGUGACAUUACUGUUGUGACUCGUAGGUUCUGCCAGCGUUGCAGGUUGCGAAAAUGCCUUGCAAUAGGAAUGCGCAAGGAUUACAUCAUGUCCGAAGAAGAUAAAGUGAUGAAGAGGCAAAAGAUUGAAUUGAACCGUGCUAAGAAAAGGCCUCUCAAUGAUUCAGAGAGUCAUUCCAAAUUAAAGUGCAAGCCGUUUGAUGAUAAUAUAGAGUCUGUGGCAGAUGCAGGGCUUUCUAUGUCAUCAGUGUCCAGUUGUCCUGAACAAGACAGUGUGUCAGCACCAGAUGUUAGGAAGACCUGGGUUGCAGAUGGCCUACAGUCUACUGAUAAUUUCAGCAAUGUGACUAGACUUAAUACUGUGAGCCCUCGAGCUUCCAUGUCUACUGACAGUCAUCAGAUGUCAGAACCAUUCCCUUCUCCCACUUCAGCUGCAAGCAUACCUAGUCCAUCUUCUCCUCCAGAUAGUGCCACAGUGGCUGCUUCAAAAACACUGGAAAUGCUCUCAGACAAUACAAACAAGCAGAUUGGUGCUGUUAGUGUUAUCACAUCACCAGUUGUUACACAGGGCCUUGUGCAUCCUUGUUUGAGUGAUGACGAUGGGUCUGUAAUGCAGAGGGCCAUACUACAUCACACAUCCAGAGAAGCACAUCUUCCUGAAACUAAUGAGACACCUCUGCUUUCUUAUCUCAUUGGUAGUGCAAAAGCUGAUGAUAUGUCACCUGAAGGAUACAUCAUUUCAUCACCACAACCAGCCCCUGUUGUUUCUGUUAUAAAGAAAGAAGCAUCAGUGUCCCAGAAUGUAAAUAGUUGGGACAGUAGAAGACAGAAUGAUGUUAUCACAUCAACAGACGGACAGUGGACUGGUGUGGUUCGUGACAACUCAAGGGAGAACGCAGCCAAAGAAAUCCUGCAAGAUGUACAAAGAAUUCCAGUAGCACCAAAUUCAAUUGAGUCCAUACUGAGUGAGGCCAUAAAACUGGAGUUUGAAGCCUACAGCUCUCUGGCAAAGUCUCAUCAGAACUCCCGGGAACUGAAUGAUGCUGAGAGGGCCAAGUUAAAUGAGUUGAUUGUUGCUAAUAAGUGUCUUCAUGAACCUCUGGAUGAUGACCUUUCAACCUUAGUGGGUGAUGACACACGAUUCAAGACAAGUGCAGAACACAGUCCAGUGCUGCUGGAUGUGAUCAAUUUGACUGCUAUCGCAAUUCGUCGCAUCAUAAAGACCUCCAAGAAAAUCAAUGCAUUCAAGAACAUGUGUCAGGAAGAUCAAGUUGCACUUUUGAAGGGUGGAUGCACUGAGAUUCUUAUUCUGCGUAGCGCAAUGACAUAUGAUCCUGACACUGAUCUGUGGAAGAUUCCUCACACGCAGGCAUAUCUUAACGUGAAAGUGGAUGUUCUGAAGGAAGCAAGAGGCAACAUCUAUGAGGAACAUCAGCGCUUUUUACGUACAUUUGAUCCUCGAUGGCGCACAGAUGAGAACAUCAUGUUGAUACUUAGUGCUAUUACUUUGUUCACACCUGACAGACCGCGGGUAGUCCAUCAUGAUGUCAUCAAGUUAGAACAGAAUUCUUACUACUAUUUACUUCGUCGUUACCUGGAGAGUGUAUAUGCUGGGUGUGAGGCUCGCUCCGUCUUCCUCAAGCUUAUCCAGAAAAUUUCGGAGCUUCACCGCCUCAAUGAUGAUCAUGUCCGAGUGUAUCUAGAUGUUAAUCCAAAAGAUGUUGAACCUCUUCUCAUUGAAAUUUUUGACUUGAAACCACACUGAUAACAUGUGUAAAACUUAUACGUACCUGAUUGGGGGAGUUUAAUGCAGGGUAAGUGAAGUAAUACGAGCUUGAGUUUGUAGUCCUGUACAUUAUACUGUAAUAGUAUAAUAGCAUGUGAAUUGAAUAUUGCAAGUAAUAUUGCUGAAUGGUUCGUAUGGCAGGCAGGAAAAAAAGGCAUAUUUGCUAUGUACAUACACAUUAUGUGAAUGUAAUUUGUUUUACAAGGGGUAAUAUAAAAGUAAGUCGUUCUGUAUUGUACAAAUGUUCUGUGGGAUGUUUUGCACUGUUGGAAGCACAGGGCUCCAUAUAUACAGUUUCUGUUCACUAGUCAUUUUGGAGCCUGUAGAGGACAGCAUAAUAUCAGUAAGCCGUAGUAGAGGAAUGUUUUUAUAUUCACCACCCGUGUGUUCCUCCCUCACCGCAUGUACAGGAACAUAUUUCUUGAAUUAUAUUUGAUAUCCAUGGCAUUUUGGAAAUUGUCUCUGCUUCUCUCUUCAUGUAAUUGAUCUCCAUAGUGACAUAAAUGUUAUUACUUCUCCCUUUUUGAUAUUAGUGCUGAAAGUUGUGUUCAGAUUCAGCAACUUUUGAAUACUGGACUAGUAUGCUCAGGAAUUUUUGUUAUUAGGUCUACUUAAUAUUUCUCAUGUGAUUACUUCGUUAAGUGAACGUAUGUAACUCCCACCUUGGCUUGGUUGGCUGAUUACUGUUACAGUGAUUGUUGAUUUUUUCAAUGUCCAAAUGAUCCAAUUUUCUUCUUUGUCAGUGAUUUCUGUUUUCUCCCAUGACAUGUCCCUUAUUCCACAAUUCUUUGUUAUUUCAUUUCUUGAACACAGUUCUGAAAUGAGCAGAGUUACUGUGUGUGGUGGAGUGAAGACUAAAAUUAUUUUUAAGUUGGAGUGGUUUUUGGUGACAUGCCUUUUGUACCAAGUUUCAAGAGAAUCUUUAUACUGGUUCAGAAGCCAAUAAUGGGCUAGACAUGCACGCCUGUUGCACACAGGGCUCGACAUUUUCACAUGUUUCAACAGGAAAGUGUGCG
This is a messenger RNA of Cryptotermes secundus, 3352 nucleotides long. RefSeq names its product nuclear hormone receptor HR96 (gene Hr96). Gene Ontology annotation, molecular function: nuclear receptor activity; RNA polymerase II cis-regulatory region sequence-specific DNA binding; zinc ion binding. Gene Ontology annotation, biological process: cell differentiation; negative regulation of transcription by RNA polymerase II; positive regulation of transcription by RNA polymerase II. Lineage: Eukaryota; Metazoa; Arthropoda; Insecta; Blattodea; Kalotermitidae. The transcript has 7 exons. Bases 357 to 2315 code for a protein of 652 amino acids. The record is from RefSeq and is a predicted model, not a curated record.